This is a messenger RNA of Juglans microcarpa x Juglans regia, 1569 nucleotides long. Its product is annotated as AP2/ERF and B3 domain-containing transcription factor At1g51120-like. Lineage: Eukaryota; Viridiplantae; Streptophyta; Magnoliopsida; Fagales; Juglandaceae. Gene Ontology annotation, molecular function: DNA binding; DNA-binding transcription factor activity. The record is from RefSeq and is a predicted model, not a curated record. Gene Ontology annotation, biological process: regulation of DNA-templated transcription. The transcript is spliced from 3 exons. The coding region runs from base 1 to 1569 and encodes 522 amino acids.
AUGGAAUACGAUGCUUCAAGCUGCACGAUUUCAUGUGCCAAGAUAUUGAAUAUGCCUGCAAAAACUUCAGAUUCUAACAAUAGUAAUAAUUACUACACGUUGCCGGCAAGCAAGCGCAUGAGACACGACAACGCGGUCAUUACUAUUAAUGCCCCCUCAACAACAGCAACGGCAAAAUUCAAAGGGGUUGUGCCUCAGCAAAAUGGACAUUGGGGUUCACAGAUAUAUGCCAACCACCAGAGGAUAUGGCUUGGGACAUUCAGAUCUGAAAAGGAAGCAGCCAUGGCUUAUGAUAGCGCAGCAAUCAAGCUUCGCAGUGGGGAUUCACAAUAUAGAAACUUUCCAAGUACAGACCGGACUGCUCAAGAGCCUACAUUCCAGAACCAUUACAGUACAGAAGCUGUCUUAAACAUGAUUAGGGAUGGCUCCUAUCCAUCAAAGUUCGCUGCUUUUCUUCGUACACAAUCUCAAAACAACGAAAAUAUUGGAAUCUGCAUUCUGAAACAAACAAGGAUAGUGCAUGGCGAUGGACACUUUUCAUGCAGCCAACUUUUUCAAAAGGAGUUGACACCAAGCGACGUAGGAAAGCUUAAUAGACUUGUCAUUCCGAAAAAAUAUGCCGUCAGAUAUUUUCCUUACAUUUGUGAAAGUUUGGAAAGCAAAAGUACUACUACUACUGGAUUAUCAGGUACCGCUCAUGUAGAUGACGUUGAGUUAGUAUUCUAUGACAAGCAUAUGAAGCAGUGGAAAUUCCGGUACUGUUAUUGGAGGAGUAGCCAAAGUUUCGUAUUCACAAGAGGUUGGAAUAAAUUUGUGAAGGAAAAAAAAUUGAAUGCUCUUGAUAUUAUCACAUUCUACACAUGUGAAAGUGGUGAAAAGGGAAAAGAUGGUGAGACAUUUUGUUUUAUAGACGUGAUUUAUAAUGGGGGUGAUCAUCAGAGCAAGAAUUGUUUGGCUGAAUAUCAGGGGAUGAUCGGUGAUGAUCAGUCAUCAUUGCAGGUGGAAUUAGAGUUAAAUUUGGGAAAAAAUGUUGGGUACAAAGUAGAUUAUAAGGAUGACAAAGGAUCAUAUUCGAAGGAAGAUGAUCAGAAGGGAAAGGGAAAGCUUAGCCAUCUCCUAGGGACUGGACCAAAGGAAGGGAAUCCACGGUAUGAUGCGUGGGAUGAAGCAGAUUCCAUGAUUAUGUCAUGGUUAUGGAAUUCGAUGAACCCGGAGAUUAGCUACACUUGUAUGUUUUUAUCCACAACUAAAGAAAUCUGGGAUGCAGUUCAACAGACGUACUCGAAGGCCCGUGAUGCAACUCAAGUAUACAAGAUCAAGGUCAAGACCAGUGCAACUAAACAAGGAAGUAAAACUGUAACCGAAUAUGCCAACUUGCUGAAAAAUAUGUGGCAGGAACUUGAUCAUUACCGGUGCAUAGAGACUAAAUGUGCAUCAGAUGCUGCCAUCUUAAAAAGUUUUAUUGAAAAGGAUCGAGUCUACGACUUCCUCGCAGGACUCAACGUAGAAUUCAAUCAGGGGAGUUAUGCUGAAAUCCCAAGUUCUGGAAGGUUCAACCAUGUUGACUAA